This is a messenger RNA of Williopsis jadinii, 510 nucleotides long. RefSeq names its product bifunctional dITP/dUTP diphosphatase (gene DUT1). Gene Ontology annotation, molecular function: magnesium ion binding; dUTP diphosphatase activity. The record is from RefSeq and is a predicted model, not a curated record. Gene Ontology annotation, biological process: dUTP catabolic process; dUMP biosynthetic process. Lineage: Eukaryota; Fungi; Ascomycota; Saccharomycetes; Phaffomycetales; Wickerhamomycetaceae. The transcript has a single exon. Bases 1 to 510 code for a protein of 169 amino acids.
AUGGCCAUACGUUGUUAUUCACAAAGUACUCUGACAUUCACGAGACUUAUGACACAAGAGCUAAAGAAGCAGAAGAUGAGCCAAGUCCUGAAGAUCUACAAGCGUUCGGAGAAUGCCACUACACCAACAAAGGGCUCAGCGCUCGCUGCCGGGUACGACCUCUACUCUUCAGAGAAGUCGUUGGUGCCAGCAAGAGGCCAGGCCAUGGUGGCGACUGACAUCUCUGUGAUUGUUCCUGUGGGGACAUACGGUCGUGUUGCACCACGCUCUGGACUCGCGGUGAAGCAUGGUAUCUCAACAGGUGCCGGUGUUGUUGAUGCUGAUUACAGAGGCGAGGUCAAAGUGGUGUUGUUCAACCACUCUGAGAAGGACUUCGAGAUCAACAAAGGUGACAGAAUAGCCCAAUUGGUUCUGGAGCAGAUUGUCAACGCAGAUAUCGAGGAGAUCACGGAGGCUGAGCUGGAUACUACAGAGCGUGGAGCUGGUGGCUUCGGUUCCACUGGUAAAUAG